AUGUCGCUGCGCUCGCUCAUCCUCAACCUCCUCACGGCCACGGCCUCCGCAGCUGCAGUCGCCGAGCCAGACAGAGGCAAUGGCACCCAAAAACGCCGCCCCAUCGUCCUCGACCGCUCCGGCGGCUUCUCCAUCGGCGGCAGGACCAUCUCCGCCCCCGGCAACCCGGACAUGACCCUGUCCUGCGACCACGGCUACGUAGAGUACUUCCUGCCCGCCCGCGCCCGCGCCACCUCCAUCGUCCUCUGGCACAGCUCCAGCACCCAGGUCUGGCAGAACCGCUGGGACGGCGGCGAGGGCUACAAGGACAAGCUCCUGCGCCGCGACUACCCGGUCUACCUCUGGGACGGGCCCCGCGUCGGCCGCGCCAACUGGGCCUGCGAGCCCAUCACCUACGUCCCGCAGUACCGCGACCAGGGCAACUGGGGCGCCUGGAACUUCGGGCCCCGGUACCCCAUGUGGUGGCCCGGCGUGCAGUUCCCGACGCACAGCCCCGCCGCCUGGGACCAGGCCACGCGCGCCCGCUACGACGAGUUCGACACCGCCGCCAACGUCGAGCUGCAGUCCCACGCCGCCGCCGUCGCCGCCGACUCGGGCCGCCUCGGCGACGCCAUCGUCUACCUGACCAACUCGGCCGGCGGCCUGCGCGCCAUGAUGACCACCACCAAGAGCAACGGCACCAACAUCAAGGGCAUCGUCACCUACGAGAGCAUCGGCUACGUGUUUCCCGACAACGCCGGCGUCCAGGCCGGCCGCGGCGGCUUCGGCCCCUUUGUCGUGCCCCUCGAGCGCUUCAAGAAGCUGGCCAACGUGACGGCGAUCCAGUUCGUCUGGGGCGACAACCGCGCCGAGGACAUGGAGUCGGUCAAGCAGUCGCGCCUGGCCGCCGAGCUCAUCAACAAGUACGGCGGCAACGCCGAGGUGCUCAAGCUCGGCGAGGUCGGGCUCAAGGGCAGCACGCACAUCGCCUUUGCCGACAUGGACAACGACAAGGUGGCUGCGCUGCUGGACCAAUUCUUGAAGAAGAACAAGCUAGAUAAAUAUGCUAGUCCUGCUCCUCCCCGUGACGGCGGUGGAGACGAUGGCGAUGAUGAUGAUCAUGACGGCAACAACUAG
Messenger RNA from Thyridium curvatum, 1116 nucleotides. RefSeq lists its product as uncharacterized. The transcript has a single exon. The record is from RefSeq and is a predicted model, not a curated record. The coding region runs from base 1 to 1116 and encodes 371 amino acids. NCBI's taxonomy places the organism in Eukaryota, Fungi, Ascomycota, Sordariomycetes, Thyridiales, Thyridiaceae.